Neoarius graeffei (lesser salmon catfish) is the source of this 3321-nucleotide messenger RNA. RefSeq names its product ELAV like RNA binding protein 1a (gene elavl1a). NCBI's taxonomy places the organism in Eukaryota, Metazoa, Chordata, Actinopteri, Siluriformes, Ariidae. Gene Ontology annotation, cellular component: ribonucleoprotein complex. The record is from RefSeq and is a predicted model, not a curated record. Gene Ontology annotation, molecular function: RNA binding. Bases 121 to 1224 code for a protein of 367 amino acids. The transcript is spliced from 6 exons.
UUGUGGAGGAGGCGGUUUUGUGUCACGCACGCAGAAGGUGAUUUUAUUUUUGUUUGUUUUUGAGAAAAGACUCGGACUCGGCGUGAAGUCGAUCAGAGUCGGGAUCUGUGACGGCUCUUCAUGGCAGUCAGAAGGGGACACGUUAGAUACUUAAAAGAGGUGUACGACAUGUCGAACGGUUACGAGGAUCACAUGGUGGACGAGCCGAAAGAUGCCAAGACGAACCUGAUCGUGAACUAUCUUCCACAGAACAUGUCUCAGGAGGAGCUGCGGAGUCUCUUCAGCAGUAUCGGCGAGGUGGAGAGUGCGAAGCUCAUCCGAGAUAAAAUCGCCGGCCACAGUUUAGGGUACGGCUUUGUUAACUAUGUAAACCCUAGUGAUGCAGAAAGAGCAAUCAGUACUCUGAAUGGCCUGAGGCUACAGUCUAAAACCAUCAAGGUGUCGUACGCACGGCCGAGCUCAGACUCCAUCAAAGACGCCAAUCUGUACAUCAGUGGCCUUCCUAAGACCAUGACGCAGAAGGACGUAGAGGACAUGUUCACACGCUACGGGCGUAUCAUCAACUCGCGCGUGCUGGUCGAUCAGGCUUCGGGUGAGCAGGAAACUCUGACUUAUCUACUUUAUCUACCGCUUCUCAUUAGUGCUUUGUUACGACCCUUCCUGUUCCUGUCAGGUCUUUCCCGUGGCGUUGCGUUUAUACGCUUUGACAAGCGCUCCGAGGCGGAAGACGCCAUUAAAGAGCUGAACGGACAGAAACCUCCUGGUGCGGCCGAACCCAUCACUGUCAAAUUUGCUGCCAAUCCCAAUCAGAUCAAAAGCACACAGAUCAUCCCUCAGGUCUAUCACUCACAGUCUCGCCGCUUCGGAGGACCUGUACACCACCAGGCCCAGAGAUUCAGAUUCUCCCCAAUGGGCGUGGACCACAUGAGUAGUCUGUCCGGGGCGAAUGUGAGCGGGGGCACACAGGCUGGGUGGUGCAUCUUCAUCUAUAAUCUGGGUCCAGAUGCAGACGAGGGAAUCCUGUGGCAGAUGUUUGGUCCGUUCGGCGCCGUCACCAAUGUCAAAGUGAUCCGAGACUUCAACACCAACAAGUGUAAAGGCUUCGGCUUCGUCACCAUGACCAACUACGAGGAGGCGGCCGUGGCCAUCGCUAGCCUCAACGGCUACAGACUGGGGGACAAGAUCCUGCAGGUGUCCUUCAAAACCAGCAAGACGCACAAGUAGAUGGACAUCGCUCGGAAAACCACCGUUUUGUAGUUUCAUCUGCUACACACACACACCAUCCUCACACACACCUCCCAUCACUACAUCACUGUACUCAUAACAACUGCUAUAAAGUCGAUCACUUCAAUAUCGUGAUGUAUCGUUUAACUGAUUAUUGCCACAUACCCCUCCCUGUGUGUUUAGUCCAUUUUACACACCGGUCUCUCCAUCCUGUCUCCCCAUUUUUACAUCUAAGGCUGUGACUAAAGUGUAAAAAGUUACACAGAACGGGCAGUCUUGCUAAAAAAAAAAAAUUCAGUCAUGCUAGCAAGCAUUUUUUUUCCUUUUGUAAUAUACUUUCACUUGGCUUAGCCUUGGUAGGAAUUUAAAUUUUUUUCUUUCUUGCAAGCGGGGUUGAAGUCACUUAACACCCCAUCAGUGACCUUUCUCAUGUUUUCUUCUCUUUUUUUCAAACUGCAGGUUACGAGCGAGAUUGUGUUUUGGUACGCGACUACCUGUAUUUCUCUUUGUUUUUCUUCAUAUAUAUUUGUAUUAACCAGUUUGUGUAGUUUUCAGUGCUUGCUGUGUGUAUUAUUGUUAGACACACACACACACACAUGCAGAGGUCACGGCUGGGUUGCAGUGCAGACCUCGGUAUCGGAUCAGAGUUGAUUCUGAUAGCUGUGUUGGAUCCGAACCCGGUUUGGUCCUGUUAAGCAUGGUAAUGGACCUGUGUGUGCUGUUGUCGGCGCCCUCUGCUGUCUAUAUGCGGAACUGCAGCGAAAACAUUGACAUUGAAAGGGGUGGAGUCUGAUUGUGUAUAUGUGGGCGGGGUUAAUUUCAGAAAAAAGUACUAGAUUCAUGUGGGGGUGGGAUGAUUAUUAUUAUUUUUUUUAUUUAAUAAAUCUGUUGAUUUGUAACAUGAACACCACCUCAGUUUAUCCGUUAAAUUCAGCCAUUCUGUCUCGCUGUAACUCCCAUGAGUGUGAUUAUUAUUAUUUUUUUAUUUUUAUUAUAGGAUGUUGUAGGCAUUCUCAAAUCACUGAUUCCCCAUCUGGUCUGAGUACAGUGUUAUAGCAUUUGAUUUCUUCUUUUUUUUUUUUUUUAAAUUCCCCCCUGUUUUUUUGAGGCACUUUCCCUGAUUGAGCCUGUGAAGUGGAAAGUGUGUGUGUUUGUUUCAGCAGUCCUCUAAGUUUAAAAGAAUAAUGAGCGACAGUGAAAGUAAGAAGGACCAAAGACGAGGAAAAUUCCCCUGGAAAAUUUACAGCACGAUGUAGUUCCCCUCUUUUUUCAUUACAACAUCCAAAUUUUUUUUUGUUUGCUUCUUUCUUUUCUUUACUUUGAUGUUUUAUGUGACUUCACUUGUAUUUUUUUCACCCCUCAGUACUAAUCAUAAAACAAGGCCUUUUGAUCUUUUGUUUGUGUUUUUGAGAUUGACAAUUCUGAUCAUUAAAUCUUAUUUUGAUUUGCUGACCAUUUUUGUUUCGUUUCAUUUAUUUCAGAUUUUGUUUGUUUGCUUUCUUUUUACGUCGUAUUACAGCUUUUAUUAUCCCAAAUCAGUUCCGUUAUAUUUGUAUUUGACUCUGUUGUGACACGGUGAAGGGUUAGCUGGGGUUAGAGUUUUAAGCAGCAGGACCAGGACACUGAAAUAUGGCAUUUUGUAAAUAUUUAUUUAAUUUUUAGUGCUGGCGGUCCAGUCCCAAAUCAGUGUUCGUUUUAAUCAUCAGUAGUGCGCAGUGGCAAAAGUCAGUCCCUUGUGGUUUUAAUUACACGAGUAGCAAAUUAAUUAGUUAUUACUUAAUAUUUAAUCUUCAAGGGCACUUCAGGAGGCUGCCUAAGUAGUGAACAAAAGCUAAUGUGUCUUGUUCAGAAUGUGGUACGUGGAAUAAUCUUUAUUUGGGAUGCGUGUCUACAUAUUGACAAUGAAGAGUACUUACUGUGAUGAUGUAAUAAAAACUCAAACCGUGAUUGGCUGAUGUGGUUAAAGUCGAGCUGCUGAUUGUAGGAUUUAUGGUUUAUAAUGAUGUACUCCUGUAGCUAAUCCGGUUCAGCGUAACCAUGGCAACAGCUCUUGUGUUGCCGUGGUUACAGACUUUUUAUAAUAAAGGGUCACUCUUA